AUGAACCUCAUCCCCGACUACCAAUCUCAACACUCAAUUUACAAUGUCUCGUUCCGUAGCCAGAAUAAGUUGUCUGUAUCCUCGCCAGCGAAGGGAGCCUCGACACCACCGUUGAAGCAAGGCGUCCUUGGUUUCAGUGCUGCCAAACGUGCAGCGUCUUCUAGGUUCUCACAAAGGAACCCUCGAUUGUCGACCAAGCGAACACUCUCGUCUGCUGCUAACUCGAACAAGUCGAAUGCUAUUGAAAUCUCCAGCGACAGCAGCGAUGAGGGGGAUCAUAGCACUCAGAAUAGUGGAGGAAACGGGGAAACAGAGUCCCAAUUCAGGGUCAGCGGCACAAGUACUAGCAGCAAGCUAGACACUGUGGAUCCUGUUGGCCGUGAAGGUGAGCCUGCGCUGAAGAAGAGACGUGCCGUGAAGGGUGUCUUUGACUCGAGAGAUGGAACCGAAAAUAUCGAAGCCGCGGAGAGCACUUCACCUGAGGAGGCCUCAGUCCCGCUAAGUACAACGGAGCCUGUGAAUUGA
This is a messenger RNA of Fibroporia radiculosa, 525 nucleotides long. RefSeq lists its product as uncharacterized. The record is from RefSeq and is a predicted model, not a curated record. Lineage: Eukaryota; Fungi; Basidiomycota; Agaricomycetes; Polyporales; Fibroporiaceae. The transcript has 2 exons. Bases 1 to 525 code for a protein of 174 amino acids.